Messenger RNA from Serendipita indica DSM 11827, 1761 nucleotides. NCBI's taxonomy places the organism in Eukaryota, Fungi, Basidiomycota, Agaricomycetes, Sebacinales, Serendipitaceae. The record is from the annotation of a GenBank genome assembly.
AUGGUCUAUCCACCCAUCGAACGAGGUGCUUCACUCCUUGUAGCACUUUCUUUAGCAUCUAAAACAACGCUCGUCGUUGGCGGAGGUGCUUUGGCAGCAACGCGCGCCACUGCGGCCCUGCAAGCAGACUCGACCGUCCUCAUCCUCGUCGAAAACGAUGCAGAGAUCACAUCAGAGGAGAUUAUUGUCAGAAGAGACAGAAAGGAACUAGAGAUUGUGCAUUUCAACAAUCUAGAAGGGUUUGAGCACAUCCUCCAAACGCUCACUCAACCAGUGGCGACGGCGUUUAUCACCGAUACUCUGAUCGGAACACCUCGUCGUCGUACAUAUCUAUCUGCUGCGACACUUCGACAAUCACUAUCACGACGAAACAUUCUCGUCAACGUCGCAGACAUGCCCACUCUCUGCGAUUUUACCCUCCCAACAUGCCACCGAUUCCCUCUUUCAUCAUCUAGUUCAUCAAAACACCUUGGCUCGUUACAAGUGGCCGUCACGACAAACGGAAAGGGUUGCAGACUCGCCUCGCGGAUACGACGCGAAGUAGUCAGCAAGUUGCCGUCCAAUAUUGGAGACGCUGUAGAAAAUGUAGCCAAGCUUCGUGCGCGUGUCAAGUCUUUGGAAGAGAUUGACAAGGCAGACGAGCUCGACGGCAACGAAGAUUCGCAGCCUACGACACCCAACGAGGCCGUGGACCAAGGUGUAAAACCAGGAGAAACGAGUCAAGAACGCCAAUUGCGCAGAAUGAGAUGGGUUGCGCAAGUGAGUGAAUAUUGGCCGUUGGAACAAUUGGCUACGAUGGAGCCAGAAAAGAUGGAUGACCUCUUCAAGAGCGAAGGCCCGAUAGAGAACAACAACUUGACCCAUCACCAACUCGCCAUCUCCCCAUCUUCACAGCGUGGAAAGAUCUAUCUCCUUGGAUCCGGACCAGGCCACCCAGGUCUCCUCACCGUGGCUGCACACGAGAUUCUCACUCGAAAGGCCACGCUCGUCCUAUCCGAUAAACUCGUCCCAGCAGAAGUCCUCGCGCUCAUCCCAUCGUCGACUCCAGUAAAGAUUGCCAAAAAGUUUCCAGGCAAUGCCGACGGUGCCCAAAAUGAGUUAAUGGUCGAGGCCGUCGAGGCCGCCAGCAGAGGCGAGCUUGUCGUCCGCCUCAAGCAAGGCGAUCCAAUGGUCUAUGGCCGCGCAGGUGAAGAGGUUCUCUAUUUCCGCAAACAUGGCUUUGAAUCGAUUCUCGUACCGGGGAUCACAUCUGCGAUUGCUGGUCCCGCACUUGCCAAUAUUCCCGUCACGCAGCGCGGGUCGCCGAGACGACAAGGCAAACCAACAGCACUCCCAGGAUACAUCCGCAGCCGAACAUUGGUGCUCUUAAUGGGCGUCGCGAGAUUGGAUAGUGUCGUCGAGACACUGAUUUCGCCGACGAAUACAAGUGGACUACGAGAAGGUGCGGCGUACCCGUCAAACCUGCCCAUUGCUAUUAUCGAGCGGUCGUCGAUGCCGGAUCAACGUGUGAUUUCAGCAACAUUAUCGACGAUUUCGAGUGCAAUGGCGCAAGUGGGCGAGCAACGGCCUCCGGGGAUGAUGGUCAUUGGCUGGUCUGUGCUUGCGCUCGAGGGAGAGGGCGAUGUCGACGUGUUGGAGGAUGCCAAAGCAAGCCUACACGACGAGGAGGGUCUGCGGAAGAAGGAUGACGAGCGGGUACAGCGCUGGCUUGGCGAGGCUGGAUGGUGUAUUCGUGAACGGACUGGAGAGUGGGGAUUCUGA